This is a messenger RNA of Lates calcarifer (barramundi perch), 2789 nucleotides long. It is a transcript of the gene sesn2, whose product is annotated as sestrin 2. Gene Ontology annotation, molecular function: oxidoreductase activity, acting on peroxide as acceptor; L-leucine binding. The record is from RefSeq and is a predicted model, not a curated record. Lineage: Eukaryota; Metazoa; Chordata; Actinopteri; Centropomidae. Gene Ontology annotation, biological process: cellular response to L-leucine; negative regulation of TORC1 signaling; cellular response to leucine starvation. Gene Ontology annotation, cellular component: nucleus.
GCGUCACGAUGACGUAGCAUAAAGAGGAAAAAAGCUCUCCUGAUCAGCUGAAACAAACCAGCGACUGAAACCUGCAAAUCCAUCUUGGUGCUUCAUGCAAUCUGAAUUUAGACUUAAAAUAGACUGUGCUAUAUUCACGGAGUCAAGUUCAAACACAAACACUGGCUCACGGUGUUUUUAUUAUCGAUCCAUCGUCAAAUGCGCCGCUGAAACACUUUGCAGCAUCUGCUAACAGCGGCCAGGCUAGCUCAGCGAGCUAACCGGCAGACCGGCUCUACGGUCAGGGAGUCCGGUAUGAGAAAGGGGAAUACCCGACUUCCUUGAAGGUAGUCCGUCUGCGUUAAUGAUUUGUGGAACAGAUGAUUGCGCAGUGAACGGAGACUGGGAACAGACACGUCCAGUAUUUGGCAGUUUAGAAAACUUACGCUUGCAUUAGGGCGAAGUUAACACUUGAGCUAACAGCGGCUAGCAGUAACGUCAGGUAGCCCAGGUGCUUCAACAGCCAGUCUCGAGGAGCUCCGGGGACCAAGAAAGGAGAUGGCUAGUGACCCUCCGGCAGGUUUGACCUGCCAGGCUAAUGGAGAAAACACACCGGGGCGAGUGUCCGGUUCUGGCCGCUCAUGUCGUCACCUGUCCGAGUCAGAAUCCGACGUUGUCCCGACUGUGAAAAGCUUAGCGCGACUGUGCAGCAGAGACGAAGAGGAGCGAGCUGCGGCUCUGGAGGAGUUGAGCCAGGGGGUUCUGGUGUGCUUAGGACUGGACCGACCCGGUUCAGCACGACUGACUAAACAAACUCUUCUGCAUCUGCUUCGGCUGUCUCUGUCGUGUCCGCUGCAGGAGGUACGGGGGAAGGCGACCGAGCUGCUGCGGACCGCACAGGAACAAGGAGUUGAAGUACCUCGGGCUCUGGCCUCGGGUCCAAGUGCCUUUAUUCCUGCAAAACAGAUGCUGAAAGAAGGGCCCGAUCAAGACAUCCUGAUCGAAAUCCUUCUUUCACUGGGCCGUGUGGACCAUAUCACCAUGGUGAUGGCACUGCACCCUGCCUACCUCAGCUGCUUCCUGAGGACCCAGCAUGCUUUGUUGGAGCUGGACGGCCCCUUGCCCCGCCACUGGAGACAUUACAUUGCUGUUAUGGCUGCGGCUCGACACCACUGCUCAUACCUGGUGCAGCACCACAGCGCGGGCUUCCUGGAGGCCGGAGGAGAGGAGAGCUGGCUGAACGGCCUGGAGUACGCUCCCACUAAACUCCGCAGCCUGCAGACGCUCAACAAACUGCUGGCACACAGACCCUGGCUCAUUACACAGCAGCACAUCCAGGAGCUGGUGUGUCCUGGCGUAGAGCCUCGCUGGUCACUGGCUGAACUCAUCCACGCCGUGGUCCUGAUGGCACACGCCCACUCGCUCUGCUCGUUUGUGUGGGGCUGCGGCUUAAACCCUGAACCUGACCACAUUGGCGGUUACACCUUCCAGCCUCCUUCACCCAGUCACCUUCCUCGUAGCCCCCACAGCCCAGCUCACGAGGACAGCAGGCAAGAGUUGGUUGAUGGUGCGAUGGAGGUGGAGGUGUUGAUGAAGAGGAUGGUGGAGCUGCAGCAGCAGCAGGAGGAGGAGGAGUGCACGCAGGAGGAGAUGGUUACCCGCUUUGAGAGGGAGAGGAGCGAGAGCAUACCGACAGCGGUGGUGCGGGGAGCCCCACCUGACCUGGUGCUGCGCCUAGUGGAGGAUCCAGAGUUCAGAUAUGAGGACUUUGCACCCAGAGGAGAGCAGGCACCACCCACCAUGAGAGCACAGGACUAUUCAUGGGAGGACCAUGGCUUCUCCCUGGUCAACAGACUACUGCCAGACAUGGGCCAGCUCUUGGAUGAGAAAUUCCAGGUGGUGAGCAACUUGACAUACCACAGGAUGGCCAUGCAUGAAGGUGUGGACACUCACACCCUGAGGAAAGCUCUGUGGAACUACAUCCACUGCCUCUACGGGAUACGAUAUGAUGAUUAUGACUAUGGCAGCGUGAACGUGCUGUUGGAGCGCUCCCUCAAGGUGUUUGUUAAAACCAUGGCCUGUCACCCCGAGCAGACCACGACCCACAUUUACCACGCCUUCUGGAGGCACUUCAGACACUCUGAAAAGGUUCAUGCAAACCUUAUAGUGAUGGAAGCCCGGCUACAGGCAGCCCUUCUUUACACCUUGCGAGCCAUCACACAUUACAUGAGAUGACAACGUCACUCACGCCUUUUUUUUUCUUUUUUUUUUUUGCUGAUGCUGAGCCAGCUGUGACAUAGCACACAGCACAAUGCAUUACACAACAUCAACAACAGAUGAUUUUGCACACACACACCCACACACACUACAAAGAAUAAGUUUGUUUAUGCAUAUCUUAUGUUUCAGUGUUAAUGUUUUGAUGCUGCUUUGCGACUGGGAUAUCUGAUAUUUAAAAUGUUUUACUUGUUUUGCACUGAAUCAUAUCAAGUUGUGUCUCCCACCAGAGCCUCGCACACACACACACACACACACACACACACACACACACACACACACACACCACAUGCUACUAUCCAGGUGUGCAGGUGGAAUUAGGUCUUCAUCAUCAUGUUUUGGGCAUUUCCUUUGCAGAAUUUUUGUUGUCUAUUUGACACACCUGUUCCUGGCCCAUAUCUGUUAACCACGUUUCAGGAAAUCAUGACCACUCAGUCCUCUCUUUCUGCAACACACAGAGGCUGAGAUAAAACAAGACAAAAUAACUUGUAUUUUUCUAUACAAUAAAAAGUUACUUUGUUAUCAAAAUUAAAGAA